GCCUCCAUAUAUAGAAAGAAAUAGAUGUCCAGAGAGCAGCCAUUGUCAAACCAAACAUACGUUUCUGUGCUUUGUGCUUGUAUACCAAACUACUGCCUAAAUUCAAAGAACUUCUUCUUCUGAGUUUCUCUCUAGACUCUAAACCUCACUUUGUGUGCUGUUGGCAAGAAGGUUAUUUCAUCUUUAUGUGACUCAACUCCUACUCAUCAAAUUGAUAUUGGACCUUCUAGUUUUCAAAAUACAACUAUCUUUUACAAAUUUGAGUCCCUUAGAACUUGUGCCUCUGCUUAAAUGGGUCUCUCAAGUCUCCCAGCUCCAUCAGAAGGAUUUAUGUGUGUGAUUUUGGUAAACACAGCUCUAUCGGUUUCAAUUAUCAAAGGCCUAGUGAGAUCAAUCCUUCGAAUAGUUGGAAUUCGCCUGUCAUCUUCUUCCUCGGCCUCACCAUCUUCACCCCCAUCAGAAGAAUACAUUGAAGCCCCCACAGAAUCAUUUGAGCUCCACCUUUCUUCAUCAGGCAGUUACGUUGAGGAGAUCAGGAGCCGCAUCCCUGCCAUUCGGUUUGAUAGUGUAUGUAGCCUCAAGACGGAGCACGACUGCUCUGUUUGCCUGACUGAGUUCCAACCAGAAUCCGAGAUAAACCACUUGACUUGUGGCCAUGUUUUCCAUCAAGAUUGCUUGGAGAAGUGGUUGAACUACUGGAACAUUACAUGCCCACUUUGUAGGACUCCUUUAAUGCCUGUGGAGGAGACCUCCUGCUUUUGGUGAACAAUUUACGAGCAUGCAAGUCAUUGAGAUUUCAUGUAUAGUAUUUAGUGUACAUGUGUUUUUUUUUUUUUUCGUUUUACAAGAAUGCAUCCGCUGGCCAUAGUAUUUCUUAUGACUAUGUUUAUGUGGGGGGGGGGGGG
Rosa chinensis is the source of this 905-nucleotide messenger RNA. RefSeq names its product probable E3 ubiquitin-protein ligase XERICO. NCBI's taxonomy places the organism in Eukaryota, Viridiplantae, Streptophyta, Magnoliopsida, Rosales, Rosaceae. The record is from RefSeq and is a predicted model, not a curated record. The transcript is spliced from 2 exons. Gene Ontology annotation, molecular function: zinc ion binding. Bases 292 to 765 code for a protein of 157 amino acids.